AUGGCAGACAUGGACCCAGAACUUACUAGAGUACUUUUGGAAACUUUGGCGGGGGAAACUGAGAAAAAUAAAAAAACUAAUGAUAAUAAUGUUUUACCUAAAGCAGAAAAUUAUACAUUUCCAGAAAUUAAAAUCAGAGAUUUUGGAUUUGAGAGUGAUGAUCCUCGACAUUGGGGACAACCAUGUCCAUUUACAGGAGAUGAAGGGGAGAAUGAAGAUGAGUACACAGACCGUAGAGCUAGAGCACUUUAUGAUUUUCCUGCAGGAGAUGCUGAUGAAUUAAGUUUUAAGGAAGGGGACAUUUUGAUAAUAAAACAACGAUCAGGUGUUGGAUGGUUAUCUGCAGAACUAAAUGACAAAACCGGGCUGGUUCCGGAGAACUAUGUCGCUUUGAUAGGUUUUUUUAUUCUUUUCCGAUUACAAUCCAGGUUGAUGGAGAUUUAG
Molecule: messenger RNA, 444 nt
Organism: Cetraspora pellucida
Lineage: Eukaryota; Fungi; Glomeromycota; Glomeromycetes; Diversisporales; Gigasporaceae
Source: the annotation of a GenBank genome assembly